UCGAAAUUCAUGGUAUUUCAGUAAAUGGGAGCCCCAUUUACUGAAAGCCCGCGAAGUACUGAUUCCCAGACCUGCGACGACAUGGACUUAUGGAUGAACGAAAUCGAGAAACAAUUCGAAAGCGAUGGCACGGGGUCGGAUUUGGCCUCUGCGAAUAUUUUGAUGCAAAAGCGGCAAAUGAUCAAAACGCAAAUGGCCGUCAAGGCGCGCCAAGUCGAUGAGCUGGAGAAGCAAACUAAACAUCUGGACACAGCCGCACCCGACAAGGACAUCAACGAAAUCAAGGUGAAAAAGAGUAAACUUGAGGAGCGCUUCCAGCUCAUCAAGCAGCCCCUCAUCGGAAGACAGCGACUGCUGGAAAAGAAGAAGGAAGCCCUCCAGUUCCGACGGAAUGUCGAGGACGAGCUUCUAUGGAUAGCCGAAAAAAUGUCCCUGGCAACUUCCACGAAAUACGGCAACAACCUGUCCCAGGUUAACACGUUGCAGAAGAAGAACCAGUCGCAUCAAACUGAAGUGGAGAACCACGAGCCGCGCGUUAACACCGUGUGCAACAACGGGCAGAAGUUGAUCGAUGAGGCCCACGAAGAUGCGGCAGAGUUCAGCCGGCUGAUCAACGAGCUGCACAAGGCGUGGCAAGAGUUGAAGAAGGCCAUCGAUAACAGACGAGUCAACUUGUUGAGGAACGAGCGGACGCAGCAGUAUCUGUUCGAUGCUAAUGAGGCCGAGAGCUGGAUGAGCGAGCAGGAGCUCUACAUGAUGGUGGAAGAUCGGGGCAAAGAUGAGACCAGCGUCAGGAACUUCAUGAAGAAGCACGAAAAUCUGGAAGCGGCCGUUGAAGCUUAUGCGGACACCAUCAGAGGACUGGGUGAAACUGAAAAGGCCCUGUCGGCUGCAGGACAUCCUUUGGCCGAGCAGGUCGCUGUUAAACAGUCGCAACUGGACAAGCUAUAUGCCGGACUGAAGAAUUUGGCGCAAGAACGACGCGCUAAGCUGGAUGAGGCCUUGCAGCUCUUCCUGCUCAACAGAGACAAUGGCGACUUGGAGCAGUGGAUAACUGAUCGCGAAGUGGUGGCCUCUUCUCAUGAACUAGGCCAGGAUUACGAUCACGUUACUCUGCUAUGGGAGCGCUUUAAGGAGUUCGCCCACGACACGGAAACCAUUAAAAGUGAAAGAGUUGCGGGAGUCAACGACAUUGCAGACUCCUUGAUAGCUGCCGGCCAUCCGGACUCGGCAACAAUCGCCGAAUGGAAGGACCGGCUGAACGAGGCCUGGCAGGACUUGUUGGAAUUGAUCGAAACCCGAACGCAAAUGCUUGCGGCUUCCCGUGAAUUACACAAGUUCUUCCACGACUGCAUUUUGGAGAAGCAGGUUGCGAUGUCGGACGAACCGGGCCGAGAUGCUGGUUCUGUUUCAACGCUGCAGCGCAAACACCAAAACUUCAUGCAAGACCUACAGACGCUUCAGAACUAAGUGCAACAGAUCCAAGAGGAAUCGGACAAGCUUCGACCCAGCUAUGCGGGCGACGGAACUAAAGAGAUCACAAAUAGAGAACAAGAAGUGUCUGCGUGGGCCAGUUUGCAAAUGGUUUGCGAACAGCGCAAAGGAAAACUGGCCGAUACUGGCGAUCUGUUCAAGUUCUUCAACCUGGUGAGGACGCUGAUGCAAUGGAUGGACAACGUGGUGCGCCAAGAGAACAAUGAGAUUGAUGAGCAAUCAGAAGAGCCCUCAAGCAAAAUUUAA
Molecule: messenger RNA, 1740 nt
Organism: Dendroctonus ponderosae (mountain pine beetle)
Lineage: Eukaryota; Metazoa; Arthropoda; Insecta; Coleoptera; Curculionidae
Product: spectrin beta chain-like
Exons: 1
Biological process (GO): neuron development; actin cytoskeleton organization
Cellular component (GO): plasma membrane; cortical actin cytoskeleton; cell projection
Molecular function (GO): actin filament binding
Source: RefSeq, a predicted model, not a curated record